CACUGGAAGGGCACACUAAAAGGAACGUUAUCAUGUUUUCUCCACUGGAAGGGCACAUUAGAGGGGGGAACGUUAUCAUGUUUUUUUUCCACUGCAGGGCACACUAGAGGGAACGUUAUCAUGUUUUCUCCACUGCAAAGGCAAACUAAGGGGAAUGUUAUCAUGUUUUCUCCACUGGAAGGGCACACAAGAGGGAACGUUAUCAUGUUUUCUCGACUGGAAGGGCAUACCCGAGGGAACGUUAUCAUGUUUUUUCCACUGCAAAGGCACACUAGAGGGAACGUUAUCAUGUUUUCUCCACUGCAAAGGCAAACUAAAGGGAACGUUAUCAUGUUUUCUCCACUGGAAGGGCACACAAGAGGGAACGUUAUCAUGUUUUCUCGACUGGAAGGGCAUACCCGAGGGAACGUUAUCAUGUUUUUUCCACUGCAAAGGCACACUAGAGGGAACGUUAUCAUGUUUUCUCCACUGCAAAGGCACACCAGAGGGAACGUUAUCAUGUUUUUUCCACUGCAAAGGCACACUAGAGGGAACGUUAUCAUGUUUUCUCCACUGCAAAGGCAAACUAGAGGGAACAUUAUCAUGUUUUCUCCACUGGAAGGGCACACAAGAGGGAACGUUAUCAUGUUUUCUCCACUGGAAGGGCAUACCUGAGGGAACGUUAUCAUGUUUUCUCCACUGGAAGGGCACACUAGAGGAAAGGUUAUCAAGUUUUCUCCAUUGGAAGGGCACUCUAGAGGGAACAUUAUCAUGUUUUCUUGACUGGAAGUGCACACUAGAGGGAACAUUAUCAUGUUUUCUUGACUGGAAGUGCACACUAGAGGGAACAUUAUCAUGUUUUCUCCACUGUAAGGGCAUACUAGAGGGAACGCUAUCACGCUUUCUCCACUAGAAGUGCACACUAGAGGGAAUGUCAUCAUGUUUAUGAUUAUAGUGAUAACAUUUCCGGGCAAAUCAAUCAAUCAGUUGAUUCUACAGAAAGGACAAUGUUAUAUAUAUAUAUAUGCACUUAUGUAAAGAAUAUUGUUUCUCUUACAGGGCAAAGUCACCAACCCCCAGAGCUGAGGAUUGUGUUGAUAGGUGGAAGAGAAUUAACCGGUAGUUCCAGUAAUAAGAGUGCCAGUGGCAACAUAAUACUGGGUCACAGUGUUUUUGAAACAAACAGAAGAACUGCCGAGAGUGUCGUGAGGCAGCAGGAGGUACAUGGCAGACAAGUCACUGUGGUUGAUACUCCAGGCUGGUGGUGGCACUACCCACGAGAAAACACCCCACAGCUGGAUCAGAUGGAAAUCAAGUACAGUGUCCAUCUGUGUCCCCCGGGGCCUCACACCUUUCUCCUAGUCAUUCCUGUUGGUUUAAUAUUUCCGGAGAUCUUCAAACAAUCACUAGAGGAGCACCUGCAACUCUUCCACGAAGGAGUGUUUCAGCGCACCAUCGUGCUGUUUACUGUAGAUUAUCCAUUUAGUGAGAAAAGUUUAGAAUAUGAAAUCAGUGAGUGGCCAGCGCUUCAGCGCCUUCUUCAGCAAUGUGGAAACCGAAAGCAUCUUCUCAACAUCAGCAACAGAGAGGAUAGCACUCAAGUCAUAAAGCUUUUCAAGAAAAUAGAGGCACUGGUUGCAAAAAAUGGUGGCAGUCACUAUUCUAUUGACAGUGCUGAGGGGAACGCUCUGAGAGAGAAAAUGGCCACAAUGGUUGAAAGAGCAUCAAAGAGGUUUGCUGAAGUGCAGACAAAAAGAAGAGAACUCAAAGCCCUGAUCGAAGGUGGUAAAACGCCCCCAACACAUUUGAGAAUAGUGAUGGUUGGAGCACAGUGGUCAGCCAAGAGCUCAGCGGGCAACACCAUCCUGAGAAAAAAAGCAUUUGCUGUUUCUCACAGAAGAACAACGGAGUUCUGCGAAAUAAGCCACAACACGGUGGUACGCAGGCAGCUCACAGUGGUAGAUUCUCCCGGCUGGUACUACAACAACACCCUUCAGGACAUGUGUGAGAUGGAUAAACUUGAAAUAGAAAACAGCAUGCACCUGUGCCCUCCGGGACCCCACGCAGUGCUGCUCGUGGUCGGCCUGUCAUCCGCGUUCAACGCGUCGUACCUGAGAGCGGUCCGGGAGCACAUGAGCCUGUUCACGGAUGAAGUCUGGAAGCACACGGUCGUUCUGUUCACCAGAGGUGACUGGCUGGGAGUGAAGACUGUGGAAGAGCGAAUCGAGAGCGAGAAAGAUCUGCAGUGGCUUGUGGAGAGGUGUGGGAACAUGUAUCACGUCCUGGACAACACAAACCGCUGCGAUGACACGCAGGUGACGGAGCUCCUUGAGAAGAUCGAAGAGAUGUGGGCAGGAAACAAAGAUCCUCAUUAUGAAUCGGACCUGGGCCGUGCAGAGCAGAUGGAGGCAAGGAAAGAGGCUGAAGGCAAUGUGGCGAAAAGGAUCAGGCAGACAGCCCAAAGACAAGAAAGAAUACUAAAAGAGUUGUUUAGAGGUGAGAGGCAACCAAUCACUGACAUGAGGGUUGUACUUGUUGGCAGAAAAGAGUCGGGGAAGAGUAUGGUAGGAAACAGGAUCCUUUUUGACGAUCUAUUUGACUCCGCUUGGAUGAAGAAGGAAUUCCAGGGUCAGCGAGGAAACACGGUGUGUGUGAAACAUGAAAGGAAUGCGUAUGGCGUAAACAUCUCAGUCGUUGAGACACCAGGCUGGUUUGCAGACGAGAUGAUAUCCGACCGGCUCAAGAGUGAAGUCUUGCGCAGCAUCUCCAUGUGUGCUCCGGGCCCUCACGCUUUCCUCUUGGUUGUUCCCAUUUCCAAACCCUUUACAGAGAACGAGUACAGAGCGAUGCUCGAGCUCUUGAUGCCAUUUGGCGAGAGAGUCUGGAGACACUGCAUGGUGCUGUUCACCUGGGCAGACUGGCUGAACAACAGGUCCAUUGAGGAGCACAUCACCACUGAAGGCAAAGCCCUACAGCGGCUCGUGGAAAAGUGUGGGUACAGGUACCACACUCUCAGCGGCAGUCGUUUUGGCUAUGGUUUUCCAGCCAUGGAGGUGUUCCAGAAAAUGACUGAUAUGAUAACGCGAAACAAGGGCCACCACUUCGGCGCUGAAAACAAACUGGGGAAAAAGCAGAAGCCGACGCUGACCUGGCAAGAGUGGAACAGGAGGGAGCAAGAGCUCAUAGACCGGAUGUUGAAAGCUUUAGCGCAAGAGCCCGAGGAACCAACGGUGCCAUCCAUGAAGAUGACGGCUAGCUUCGAUGGAGCCUUCAUUCCAAGCAUGAGUGGAGAUGUUCACUCAGAAGUUGGGAGCACAUAUUGUAAUCACAGAGCCCACGCCAGGGUAGCUGAAUGGCUGAGCCUCAGAGUCGGGAACUCUGACGUCACCUUCGGGAACUCUGACGUCACCUCCGGGGUCGACAGCAUGAGCGCCUCUGCCAGUCACGUGGAGAAGAUGGAUGAAGGCCUCCUGACAGACGACAAUCAUCACCCAGUGGCUACGUUUUUCCCAGAAAAAGACAAAAUGAAGUUCGACGCUGUUCGCAUUGGCGGGGUCCACACUGUAGAAACCCAACGCAGGCACUCUUUUUAAGCAAAACAGAUGUGUUGCACACACAAGCAGGCUGUCAAGAAAAUGGAUCAAAUCCAGUAGUUUCUGAUGUCUGAUGAACAGGAAAUUUCCUGAUCUUUUAACAAGCAUAAAUACUGUUUAUUUUAUGUUAAAGGACCCAAAUCUUGCUCAUUUUCAGGUUCAUACUUAUAUUUUGUGUGUCUACUAGAACAUGUU
Sebastes umbrosus (honeycomb rockfish) is the source of this 3767-nucleotide messenger RNA. Its product is annotated as GTPase IMAP family member 8-like. Gene Ontology annotation, molecular function: GTP binding. The coding region runs from base 987 to 3572 and encodes 861 amino acids. The record is from RefSeq and is a predicted model, not a curated record. The transcript has 5 exons. Lineage: Eukaryota; Metazoa; Chordata; Actinopteri; Perciformes; Sebastidae.